AUGGAACGUAAAACAGCCAUUCUGGCAAAGGAAUUUCGUCGCUAUGACAUUGAUAUUGUUGCUUUAAGUGAAACCCAUCUGUUGGAUGAAGGAAAACUUGAGGAAGUCGGUACAGAUUACACAUUCUUUUGGAAAGGACGUCCUUCAAAUGCGACACGACAAUCGGGUGUAGGUUUUGCUGUCAAAUCCUCCUUGGUGGGUAGUCUCGACAUACUACCAAGGGGAAUAAAUGAUCGUUUAAUGACACUUCGCCUACCUCUUUCUGGUGGUCAAUUUCUAACCUUGGUCAGUUCAUAUGCUCCAACGAUGAACGCCUCCGAAGAAAUCAAAGAGAAAUUCUAUGAUGAUUUGAGUAACAUUAUUGGUGCUGUGCCAAAGAAGGACAAACUGCUCGUCCUAGGUGAUUUCAAUGCUCGAGUUGGUAGCAAUCAUUGCACAUGGGAAAAUGUGCUUGGUAAACACGGCAUUGGAAGAGAGAACAGUAAUGGGUCACUUUUGUUGUCACUUUGUUCUACGUACCAGCUUGUAAUCACCAACACACUGUUUCAACAGAAAACCAAGUACAAGACCACCUGGAUGCAUCCUAGAUCAAAGCAUUGGCACCAGAUAGACUUCAUUAUUAUUCGUCAGAGAGAUAUCAGUGAUGUUCGUCACACUAGAGUCAUGCGGGAGCUUCUGCCUCAGUCUUUUCUGACCAUAGAUUGGUGCGUAGUAAGCUUUCACUUUCUGUCAAGAAAACUGUUUCUCACCAGUCUUGCCAGAGAUUUAGAAAAUUGA
Molecule: messenger RNA, 777 nt
Organism: Corticium candelabrum
Lineage: Eukaryota; Metazoa; Porifera; Homoscleromorpha; Homosclerophorida; Plakinidae
Product: craniofacial development protein 2-like
Exons: 1
Coding region: 1-777 (258 amino acids)
Biological process (GO): chromatin remodeling
Cellular component (GO): nucleus
Molecular function (GO): catalytic activity
Source: RefSeq, a predicted model, not a curated record